GGGUGAUGGUGACAGUGGUGGGAUGUAGCAGCAGCAAUGGUGGUGGCGGCAGCUGAGGUAGUGGUGAUGGUGUGGCAGUGGUGAGGUUGGUUGCAGUGGCCUCAGGUGAGAUGACGGCAGCUGACCCAGCUGCUGUUGCCGCUGACGCUGCAUCUCCUGCUGUCUUUAGUCCCUGCUUACCUUCCUCUCACUUCCUACCUGCUGCUGCUGCUGCUGCUGCUGCGGCGGCGGCGGCGGCUGCAGCUGCUGCUGCUGCUCGUCCUCCAGUUCCCUCCCUCUCUCCCUCCCCCACACUACAGCCUCACCACGGCUUGUAUCAUCUCUACAGUGCCAAGAGCCAGAGGGCCAGUCCGGUGCCACAGUCAUGGGAUGACCAUAGACAUGACUACCUUGCAUCGCUUCGGGCUGGCGCCAGGGGAAGCCCGGAGAGGGGCGGGGUGACGUGGCCCGUGUGAGGACCCCCUGGGGUGUCCACGACCCCCAGGGGAGGAUCGCUACCGGCGACCCAAGUGACACACGCCCACGCCCCCCAGCCCACGCCCCGCCAUGAACAUCGCCAAGCUGCGACACACGUUUAUGCGCUCUCGGACGCCUACGGGCGCCGAGAUGAAACAACAAAACAGCCUUGAGGUUCCGCCACAGAUCCGCUCUGCCUCGUUCGACGAGAUGCAGCUCAAGCCGGCUCGGCGAGAGUCGUCGUCAUCGUCCUCUUCGCCGGCAGAACGGCAGUCCUUCCUGCUGCGGGUGCCGUACCUCGGGCCGAAGCGUUCCAAAAGCUUCGACUCGGGCUGCGGCGAUGUGGACGACACCGACUCCUCCCGCAAAAAGAACUCGCGUCCUUCCUCACUUGACAAAGCGAGCCAUCAGUGCGUCCAUUGCGUAUACAUAGAUGAGCUCAGCCGACGCUUCAGCUGCGAGGGCAGAAGACUCACCCACAACAUGUCACUAGACUUCAUGAGUAGUCUGGACAGCUCGCGAGAGGAGGCGGAGGACGAGCUGGAGGAAGACUGGGACGAGGACAGCUCCAGCGACGAGCUGCACGAGGUGAUCUGUGGCAUCAAAGUCACGUUAAGUCCCAACUCUCCCUCGUCGGCGUCUCCCACGCAAGAGGAAGUGCCGAUUCCGACAGCGGCUACCCCUUCGCCGCGCAUUAAAACCGUGUCCCCGAAGCUGGAGCGUCAGCCUGCCAUUUUCUGCAUGAACACAAGUACCGAGCUCAGUUCACAGGAAAACAGCGUUGAUUUAAGUGACGGUGGUUACAGCCACCAUGGUUCCUAUUUGUACCUGGGUUCCUCUAGUGAUUACGGCGAAGGGGAGCAAAGUGGGGAACAGGGGAGCGGCGGGGAACAGGGAAGCAGUGGGGAACAGGGAAGUAGCGAGAAGGGAAUCGGAGAGGAAAAAGGGAGGGGUGGGGAGAGGCAAGAAGGAAAGGAGGAAGGGGUGACAGACGUGUUCUUGGAGGUGCCUCCCCGUCGAGACCGCGCGGCUUCCCUCGACGUGUCCUUCGCUACCUUCCCCAAACCCGAGGAACUGAUUAAGGCCGCGACCGCAGGACUCACACGCUCAGUCUCCCUCGAGCCCCCAAAAUCUCUCCGAUCUAAGAGCAUCGAUAUUGAACUACCCACUGAAGAGGACGGCAACUACAAGGUGGUGGUGACCUCUCCCAAGACCAGGAGGAAGGCCAUCAACUCUGAGGUGGAGAUUCAGUGUGAGAAUGGAGAGAGGAGAGUCUUGCGCUCCACCUGUGACUGGAAUGAAGGAGCCAUUAAUGGUGACCACUUGUGGUGCCCCACCUCAGCCUCUGGUGACUUCUGCUACGUUGGCGAGGACUUCUGCUGUAAAUCGGGGGCCCGGAUGAAGUGUUCUGCGUGCAAGAUUAUCGCUCAUACAGGAUGUAUCGCAGCGCUGGUCGAGAGGGUGAAGUUUCCCUGCAAACCCACCUUCAGGGACGUGGGUCCCAGGCAGUACCGCGAGCAGACGGCUACUCACCACCACUGGGUACACAGGCGCAGCCAGAAGGGCAAGUGCAAGCAAUGUGGCAAGGGAUUCCAGUCGAAGCUACUGUUUGGCUCCAAGGAGAUCGUUGCCAUCAGUUGCUCCUGGUGUAAGUCAGCCUACCACAACAAGGAGAGUUGCUUCAACAUCAGCAAGAUAGAGGAGACUUGCUCCCUUGGGUUGCAUGCCAGUAUCAUCGUGCCUCCGUCUUGGAUUGUGAAGCUUCCCCGACGCGGCUCCUUCAAGUCCUCACUCAGGAAGUCUCCUAAGAAGCGCGCAUCGACCAAGAGGAAGAGUCGUGAUAAGGAGGACGAGGAUGAAGAGCAAAAUGAUAAGGAGACGCGACCCUUCGCCAUUAAGCCCAUUCCCAACGCCAACAUCAAACCUCUGAUAGUGUUCAUCAACCCCAAGAGCGGCGGCAACCAGGGUGCCAAACUCAUGCAGAAGUUCCAGUGGCUGCUCAAUCCACGGCAAGUGUUCGAUCUCACCCAAGGAGGCCCCAAAGCUGGGUUGGAGAUGUUCCGAAAGGUGACCAACCUGAGGGUGUUAGCUUGCGGCGGUGAUGGCACUGUUGGCUGGGUGUUGUCAGUGCUGGACCAGCUCAACUUCCAGCCUCCUCCAGCAGUGGCUGUAUUACCCCUGGGCACCGGCAAUGAUCUCGCCCGUGCUCUCGGCUGGGGAGGAGGCUACACAGAUGAACCCAUCAGCAAGAUCCUGUGCAACAUCGCUGACGGAGAGGUGGUUCAUCUGGACCGCUGGCGCGUGGAUGUUGUCAAGAACGAGGAUUAUGAGCCCACGGAGGAAGGCAGGGACACCCUGCCUCUCAGUGUCGUCAACAAUUACUUCUCCUUUGGUGUCGACGCUCACAUUGCUCUCGAGUUCCACGAAGCCAGAGAGGCCAACCCACAGAAGUUCAACUCUCGGCUGCGCAAUAAGAUGUUUUACGGGCAGGCAGGAGGGAAGGACCUGCUGCAGCGCAAGUGGAAGGAUCUCUCAGACAACUGUACCCUGGAAUGUGACGGCAAGGAUAUGACUCCCCUCCUCAAAGAGUACAAGGUCCAUGCUGUCGUCUUCCUCAACAUCCCCAGCUAUGGAUCAGGUACUCAUCCAUGGAACAGGAGUGGUGGGGUGGAGCAACACACAGAUGAUGGUAUCAUUGAAGUCAUUGGACUCACCACAUACCAGAUGCCACUGCUGCAAGCUGGAGGUCACGGGACAACAAUUUGUCAGUGCAAGAGAGCUCGAAUCAUCACGAAGAAGACUAUACCCAUGCAGGUGGAUGGUGAGGCAGCAAGAGUCAAUCCCAGUAUCAUAGAACUCACCCAUCUUAACACAGCCUCCAUGGUCACUAAGAAGAAAGCCAAGUCUAUCACGAUGCCCCAUCUGGAACAGCUUCGUCUACAAGUCUCGAGAAUCACAAUGUUCGACUACGAGCAGCAUCAUUAUGACAAAGAGAAACUACGCAGCGCUUCCUCUCCCAUUGGCCUAAUUAUGAUAGACCAGGAUGCUGAUCUUGAGCAGGUUCGGAAGCAUAUAAAUCGUAUGAUGGAAGAGACUGCUCAGAAGGGGAGGUCAGCCAGGCCCUUGAGUGAGAGUUGGUGCUUCCUUGACUCAUGCACGGCUGAAAGGUUCUUCCGUAUUGAUCGAGCCCAGGAGCACCUACACUAUGUGACAGACAUUUGCACUGAAGACUUGUUUGUGUUGGACCCCGAGCUCAUUGACCCCACCAGUAUUGUCAGUGGUGGUGUGAGAGGGGAUGUGAGCGUGGACAACGACAUAGACCAUAGCGAGAGGAUGGCCAUGGUAAGCGACAGUGACUCUGGCGUGGGCGGAACUGAUGCGGAGCAGCGAAACCCCACCUCUGCCCUCACCGCCAGCCAAGACUCCUCUGACACCGGGGAGGAGGAGGCCCUGGAGGCCCGGGUACCCAGCUUGCAUGAACGUGUCUUUGGUCCAGAAUACUACCCUCCCAGUCACCUUCUUGAGAAAAACUCUGAUGGAAUCAUAAAGGCUGCAAAACAAGGGGACUUAAAGAUGCUAAAGGAUUUGCAUUCUCAAGGAUACUCAUUGUUAUCAAUUGAUGGUCACGGACAGACUGCUCUUCAUUUUGGUGCUCGGCAUGGAUACAAAGAUAUAGUGCGAUACCUAAUUGCAUCCGCUCCACCUUCCAUCCUUGACAUGGUGGACACAGAGAAAGGCCAGACAGCACUUCACCAGGCUGCACAUAACCGACGACGAACAGUGUGUUGCAUGCUGGUAGCAGCAGGUGCAUCCCUGACCAUCAGAGACCUGCAGGGCAACACACCCAGGGCUCUGGCACAACGUGCAGAUGACCAGGAGUUGGCUGCCUAUCUGGAGAGCCAAGAGAAAUUCUCUCAACCCAACAAUAGUAAUCUCAAUUACGUUGACUAAACUGCGAACAAAUUAAAAAGCUUCCCUAGGCCAGGAGCAGUUUCAGACCAUGGUUCAUGAGGACUUGGAGACCACCGUAUGAUUGAGGCUAUACCUCGGCCAAGGAGCAUGGCAGUCCCCCAUCAUCCUCUGGCUGAGCUUGGCAAUCUUCAGAGCGGAUGAUCUCCUCCUGUAUAAAGACAGUUAUCAUGUUUGAUAUAGCUUGGUUUUUAAUGUGUUUUGUAAGCGUUAACAUUGAGGGAUGACCAGAUAAAUUUCAUCUCUAGUCAGUCAGUUUAGAAACUCUAUCUCAAGUUUGUCAAGCCUCUUUUGCUAAGUAUGAAAAGGACGGAUAAGUAGCGAGAAGUAUAAAUGCUUGUAUUUAAGAGUACAGCAAAGUUUUUGGUCAGGAAAAUUCAGAAAAAGAAAGUCUGCUCUACUGUUGGUCUUCCACUGUGAACAGCUGUUGGACAGUGAACAGAUGGAGACCUGGUUGCUAACCUAAGUCAUUCCAGUCAGAUAUAAGAUAUUAUUUAAUGUGUCUGUGUAUUUCAUGUGUAGGUUUUUUGAAACCCUUUUAACUUUAAGUAUUUAAUACCCAUAACCUGCACACUGUAAAAUUCCUCCCCCACCCCACUUUCACCCCUCCCUCAUAAGUCAUAAGCUUAGCGUCCCACUGUGCUUGAAUCAUAUGCUACAUAAAUAUAUAUAUAUAUAAAUAAUUUUUUUUUUAAGAAUAAUAUAUCUAUUUAAAUUUCAAUCUAUUAAGUGUAAUACAGUAUUGUUGUUUUCCCAGUUAUUUUUCUUGUAUGGCAUCUGUAGAUAGAUAUGUGCAGUAUGGACAUAUCUGUAUUGUAGUGCUUGUAGCUUCUUAUUUCAUCAACACUAUUGGUUUUCCAAGAUCUGCUCAUUUAAGGUCGUUUUAAAGCACAGUAUUGAUUGAGCAUUGAAGAGUAAUAAUACUGAGCAAGUCAUUAAGGGAAUGAUGGGACAUUAGUUUUGUUUUUUCUUGAAGACAGGCUAUAUUAAUUAGGUAUACUUGCUAUGUUAUGAAAUAUACCUAUAGAAUUUACAUAGGUGAAAGUUUAGUAUGAAAAGAUGAAGUUAUUAAAGAGUAUUUAGUGUUAAAUGCCAGCAUGAAAUGCUAGCCUGAAUUGCUUGGUGGCGUUGUACGCUGUCUCCCCCCAAGUACCAAGCAUGAGACUAGUACAAGUAGACAGUCCCGUCAUGACGAAGUCAGUAGUGCAUUGCUCAACCUGGUGCAGUUUCAGGGUGUGACUGUGGGCCGCCCAAAUGCAGUGUUGUGUAUUAACUUUUAAUAAACUGUUUAAUUAAAAUAAUGUGUAGGAUAAUACAAAUCCCAAAUGCUUGAAUAUUCCUUGAGUUAAUGCUCUUACAUCAUUCUGCUUUGUGCUAAAAAAUGAGAAAAAAAGUAGGAAGUGUAUUUUAGAAACCUCUUUCAUGCAGAGUAUUUGGGCCUCCAGUAGUUAUACCCAUGUUGAGUAUGCACGUGAAGUUGCACAUUAAGCUUGAGCAAACAGAUAUUUCUACUUCUAAUGAUGAAUAUGCUGGUCAGAAAUAGAAAAUUAAUAUUUAGUUUCUUUGAUUUGAUUACCUUUAUGCACUAGUAUUAAAGUAUAAUCAAGAGCCAUUGUUAACAGAUGCCAAGUUAGAAGUAUGAGUAGAAUAUAGUGUGUAAAACAUGUGUAAUCUGUCAACAGUCGCUCCUUUUGAAAAUGCGGGGAAUAGCGCAUAGAGGUCAAAUCACAUGUUCUUGCUUGUACGACUUUUCAUAUAUACAUUAAUUCAGUGAACACGAUAUAGUUGAGAUGAAUAAAUAAAAAAUUUAAUUCAGAUUUUCUUUUUAAAGGAAGAUGGUACGCGCAAGAUGAUAUAACAGUAACUUCAUCUUUUUAGUGUAAACUCAAAUUUACAAAUGUGUAUACCUCAGGUAUGGUUCAAGAAAUGCAGGGCUAGACUCAGAAAAAUGUGAAAGAACAAGGAGUUGUUGUUUGUAAGUGGAAAUACAUAAUUCACUUUCAGACUAGUAUUUGAUGACUAGAUCUUAACAUUACUUGUUCAACUUCUUUUAAAGUCUCUCUGUUACAUUCCGGAAAUCAAAUUUUCUCAUGAUCAUGUGUUAUCUUAUUUCCUUAUUGACUAAAUUAAUUCCUUACUAAAUCUGUGAUCUACCAAGUGCUGAGAAGUUCUCUUCCACAUGUCAUUACAGAAUAAACUUUUAGUCUUA
Molecule: messenger RNA, 6634 nt
Organism: Cherax quadricarinatus
Lineage: Eukaryota; Metazoa; Arthropoda; Malacostraca; Decapoda; Parastacidae
Source: RefSeq, a predicted model, not a curated record